Puntigrus tetrazona (Sumatra barb) is the source of this 3429-nucleotide messenger RNA. RefSeq names its product solute carrier family 47 member 1 (gene slc47a1). Bases 533 to 2455 code for a protein of 640 amino acids. Gene Ontology annotation, biological process: xenobiotic detoxification by transmembrane export across the plasma membrane. The record is from RefSeq and is a predicted model, not a curated record. Gene Ontology annotation, molecular function: antiporter activity; xenobiotic transmembrane transporter activity. The transcript has 17 exons. Gene Ontology annotation, cellular component: membrane. NCBI's taxonomy places the organism in Eukaryota, Metazoa, Chordata, Actinopteri, Cypriniformes, Cyprinidae.
UUUUAUGGUCCAGGGACACAUGCUUGUGAAAAUGGUCUAGAUGUGUUUUUAGCAAUUAUAUACUUUACUUAAUUCCAAGUUUACAGGUUAAAGGCCUCUUUACAGAUCAACCUUCCCAAAGUAAAGCAUUUCCUACUCAUUAUGCUUCAUUAAGAAAAGCAAUGUUCUAGCAUGGGUUCCUCAAAGCAAUCUGUUAUUUACACAGGCAUUCCUGAUAAGAUUACCGCUGAGUAUGAAAGGUUAACCCGCCCCUUACAGCCCCCUCAGAGCUGCUGUACUGCAUACAGGGAAUUAUAAAGAGCUUGCUUGUGACCUGCCUCUCUUGGGCACAGUUACUGAAGGCAGCAGGUUACUUAAUCAGUGUCUCAGCACUAUUUGAUUUGAUUGUUUCUGCCUCCAUGGACUGAUAACAACAUUUUUAGAAAAAACACUCCUGGAGAGAAGCUAUCUCAUUCCUAUAUUGCUCCUAUUGUUUUCUCUGUCCUGCUCUGUCUUCAUCCUUUUCUCUUAUUUUGUUGUACUCAACGGGUGAAUGGAUAAAGCUGGGAUGCCUGAAGCUUGUGGGCCCCUGGCAAGCCAUGAACAAAUCACCGAGGCAACAGCACCUAGUUCUAAACUCUUCCGCUGUAGCUGUGUACAUCGCUGGGUUCCCCUGGCCUACAGAGAGGAGUUAUACCAUGUCCUGCGCUUAUCCGGGCCCCUGCUCAUCUCCAGGAUCCUAAACUUCCUAUUGCCAUUCGUCAUCACAAUAUUCUGUGGUCACUUAGGAAAUGCUGAACUGGCUGGAUACGCCCUGGCCUCUGCGACAGUUAAUGUGACCACAACAGCUACAGGAUGCGGCUUGGCCCUCACAUGUGACACGCUUGUCUCUCAGACAUUUGGUAGUAAGAACCUGAAGCGCGUGGGGGAGAUUCUCCAGCGAAGCAUUCUCAUCCUCUUACUCUUCUGCCUGCCAUGCUGGGCCAUUCUAAUCAACGCUGAGUCAAUACUACUCACCCUGAAGCAAGACCCAGAGGUGGCCAGGAUUGCACAGCUGUAUGUUAUGGCUUUCCUUCCUGCUGUUCCUGCCAUGUUUCUGCACCAGUUGCAGGUGUCUUAUCUGCAAAACCAGGGCAUCAUCCUGCCACAGAUGUACACAGCAGUUGCUGCCAACAUUUUAAAUGUAGCAACAAACUACAUCCUCCUUCACUCAAUGAAACUGGGAGUCAUGGGCUCUGCUGCAGCCAACAGUAUCUCACAAAUCUCCAUCUGCCUCUUGCUGUUUGCUUACAUACGCUGGAAAAAGCUACAUGUGAACACAUGGAGUGGUUGGUCUACUGCAGCACUGCAAGAGUGGGGCUCUUACAUGAAACUGGCUAUUCCCAGCACUCUCAUGCUCUGUUUUGAGUGGUGGGUCUAUGAGAUUGGAGGUUUCCUUGCAGGAAUGCUGGGGGAGGUUGAUCUUGCUGCACAACAUGUGUUUUUGGAGUUGGGGUCCAUUACUUACAUGUUUCCAUUAGGUGUGCACGCAGCUGCUUGUGUUCGUGUGGGAAAUGCACUGGGAGCUGGAGACACAAACAGGGCCCUGAUCACUAGUAAAGUGACUCUCAUGAUCACAGGAGUCUUAGCUGUUUUACAGGGAAUCGUGUUGGGUUCCUUAAAGUCAAAAGUGGGAUAUAUCUUCACUUCUGAUGAGAGCAUAGUGAAAAUUGUCUCGGAAAUUCUCACCCUGUACAUUUUCAUGCAGUUUUUUGAUGCUCUCGUGUGUGUGUGUUCAGGGAUUCUUCUGGGAGCUGGGAAGCAGAAAAUAGCAGCACUGUCCAACUUGAUCUGUUACUACUGCAUUGGAUUACCAGUAGGAAUAUCACUGAUGUUUCUGGCUAAACUCAGGAUACUUGGUCUAUGGCUUGGAAUCUUACUUUGUGUCAUAAUUCAGGCCUGUUUCUUCACCACUCUGAUCUUCAAGCUCAACUGGAGGAAAGUAACAGAGCAGGCUCAGAAACGUACAGGCAAACAUGCAAAGGUAGUGUGUGUUCAAAAGGCACCAUCAAUAGGACUGUCAGUCCUUGAUACGCUGGUUUCUGAAGGGCAGGACAACGAAGAGCAAACACCAGAUACUGGAGCUUCAGCAAGUAUCCCUGAACCUUGGGAUGACAUAACUGGAAACAAAGCCCAGCUAACAAGUAAUAGACCUGAAGUGGUCGGCUAUGUCCAAGUGAGCACCCAAGAACAGAAUAAACUAGCGAUGGCAAGUGAAUUUGGAGAAACCCAUCCUAAAGCCUUGCUCUCUAUUAACCAGCUUGUGCUCAGAAGGGGACUUACGCUGUUGGGUACUGUCCUGAUCCUGAUAGCUGGAGUUGCUAUACACAUAGCUUGUCCUAUUCUGGAGCCCUUAAGUUCUCAUCAAAGCAAUCUAACAAUGGAUUCAAGAAAUAUUUCCACUUCUAACAUCUUCCUUAACACCACGUUGAGCUAACUCUAACUUGAUCCAUCAUAACAAGGUUUCAUUUCAAUAAAUUUGGCACCACCAACAGCCAAAGGCUUACGAAAGAGCAUUUGUACAUCUCUAUGUACAUUAUACAUUAACUAUGGACUACUACAAAUUUUGGACAGACACCAAACCCAGCUGCGUAGGACAAAAUACAGCUGAAUGAGAAUACUGAAAACUGGAUAUUAGCACAUAUUAGUCACAUGCUCUCAAGGAUUCAUAGUGAGCUCAUUUUAGAUCGAAAAACAUAUAUAAAUUGAUGUUCUAAAAAAUAUAAAUGUACACCCAAAUGUGUUUUUCUAAUGUUGUUUUGUCAUUUAUAAUGCACUUAUAAAAACAACAACUCAGAGACCAACAAAUCUGAGUGUCAUGCACAGUGUUGGGUAUAACGCAUUACUGUAAUCAAAUUUUAUUUUAAGGUGUUGUAUUACACACUAAUUACCUAAUUAGGUGAUUAUCAGUAUGCUUAGCAUUGUACUUACAUAAAAUAAAAUGUACUUAUCAUUUAGCUAAGUUAUGGAACAGCAUGUAACUACAGUUUGUAAUUAUUUAGAUGUAACAGGCAGCUACUGUUACACAUAUGUAACAGAUCGAAUCUGUUACACAGCUACUUACCCUAAAGUACAAUCUUGAUACACUUUAAGUAGCUUAUGCCUGUCUAAUUUGAAUGUAAUUAGAAAGGUAUUGCAUGUAUUUAGGCUGUGUACUAAUGGGUUAAAUCAAAGUAAGGUGCGGCUAGAUGAGGUAUAUACACAUAGAUAAACAUGCAGUACACUUAAGAUUAAAAAAAAAAAAAAAAAAAAAAAUCAAUAUUCAAUCUUAAAUCUAAUUUUAUAGUCUAAAGAUAAAAAUUGAAUGCAGUUGUGUGCCGGCACAUUCCCAUUUAAUUUUUCUAAUUCACAGAGAAACCAUAAGACUAAAAUCAAUAAAUUCUAGAAAUAUGUCUAUAGACAUGAGAAAUA